Messenger RNA from Xiphophorus couchianus (Monterrey platyfish), 7409 nucleotides. RefSeq names its product coiled-coil domain containing 30 (gene ccdc30). NCBI's taxonomy places the organism in Eukaryota, Metazoa, Chordata, Actinopteri, Cyprinodontiformes, Poeciliidae. The record is from RefSeq and is a predicted model, not a curated record. The transcript is spliced from 28 exons. The coding region runs from base 504 to 4292 and encodes 1262 amino acids.
UGUAUGACUUCCCGGAGCACAGAACCAGACAGUUUCGUGGAUAAAAUUCGCCAGUAAUAACAUUUAAACUUUAAUCAGUAGCCAACAACCAGCCUCUGGAAUAAGCUGCGGGACCGUUAGCGCCAGCGCUAUCUUUGUAUGCAGCCUAAUAACUUCGGUAACUUUACUACCACGGCGUUCUAGCGUAAAAACCCGCUCAUUCGUGCAAUGUCACACGAACCGAUUCUUGGUUAUGCUUCAAUACGCAGCGAGUCUUUCUAAAAAGCUCGGAAGACGCUGUGCUUCUACUGAAAACAUAGUUUGCUCCUCCUUCGGUGUCAGACAUUUUGAGAAGAAAGCCAUAACAACCGAAGGAUCUUUCAGAACUGAGAGCUGCUAGUACUCAUGGAUUGCAGCGACAAUGGGACUGAUGGGGCUUGAGGUUCUGCUCUUCAUUGCCACAAAAUGGGACACCACGUAGGAACAGCUGCAGCUUAAAAUAAGUAUUUUUCUCAGCUGAGGAAAUGGCUUCACCAAAGUCAAUGUUGAUGGAUCAUGGAGAGUUCUUGACGGAGCUGGACCAGGUUACCAAGAGGCUUCAGGACGACGGCUUGCCUCCAGAGGCCGGAGCGGAGGAGCGGCAGCAGCAUCUAUGGCGGCAGCUGCUCAACGCCGAGGCAAUGCUUCAGUCAGUCUCAAAGGAGCUGCAGGCCUUACGUACGCAGCAGGCCAAUGAAAUGAAGGAGGUGGAGAGCUACGUAGCUCACAUUCGAGCGCUGCUGGAAGAGCGCGAGUGUCUGACUGCAGAGUAUGAGAGAGACAAUGAAGACUUGCGACAUGAGCUUCACCAAAUCAAACAUCAACAAGAGAUCCAGAGCAAGGAGAUGGCGGAGAUGUUGUCACAGGAAGACCUGGGGGAGAUCGGCUUGAGUAGCCCCAGUGAGCAGGUGGCUUAUCUACUGGUGGAGAGGGCCACUCUGCUGGAAAGGCUGGAGGCUGCCGAGGGGAAGCUGGAAAGUCAUACCCUCGCCGUUACCAACAGCGACCAUGGGGAGCACAUCCAAAUAAAGGGAGAGAGUCUCAGGCAGCAGAGGGAGGACAUGAGCAAGACCAUAGAUCACAUGACGAAGCGAAUGCGCAGAAGAGUUCGAUCACCAUGUGGACAUUGGCUUUUUGUUUCGCCAGCAGUGUUCAUCCCAGAGUCCGUGGAAGAAGCUGUUUGGCCUGCGCAGGCCCACAGCGAGGAGAUCACCAGGGAGCGAACUGAGCGGCAGCGGCUGGAGCGGGACCUGGAGGAGGCGUCCAGGAGGCUGGCCAUGGCUCACCAAGACAUUCGCAGACUCAACAGUGAGCUUGAUGCGGCUAAGAACAACAACCAAGACCCAUGUGGAUCUGAGCUUGAGGGGACAGUCCAGGAAGUUGAGUACCUGAGGAAGGAAGUGGACAAAAUGAAACACAAUGAUAUGAUGAAGCUGCAGCGAGCCAAAGAGCAAAAUGACAGACUGGAUGCAGAGAACAGAGCUCUCAGGGAAAGAGUACAUGUCAUUGAGUCUGAGAAGAAAAAUCUUCUGGAUCAGAUGACAAAACCUAAUACAGAAAAAGAAGACUUGAAGAACAAAGGUACUGAAUCUGAAAACUGUCUCUCUGCUGUGUCAGCCCAAGAGAAGGAUCAGAUUCAUAAACGGUGUCAGGAAGCGGUGGAAGACGGACUUAUGCAGGCAAGAGAGCUGCAGCGGCAACUCCAGAGGCUACGCAAGGAGCAGGAGGAGCUGGAGGAGAGGAAUGAGGAGCUGGAGGCCCUGCUGGGGGAGACCCAGAACUCCAGCAAGGAGGAGAGGCAUCGCCAUGAGGGAGAGGUGGAGGGGCUGCACAGAAGAAUUAGAAACCUGGAGGCGGAGCUGAGAAAGCACGACGCUCAGGAAAAAGCGCCAAAAAAUGGCGACGAGGUGAAGGCCAGCGAGUCCUACCUGCACGUCCACCUGAGGGACAGCUCCCAGGAGAGAAUGUCCCUGCUGGAGGCCCGACUGACUGAGGAGAAGGAGUGGAGGAAACAGCUGGAGUUGGAUCUUACUGCUGCUCAGGCUGCCCUCAAGAAAGAUAAAGAGGCUUUGCAGAUAGGUGAGCGAGAGCUGAAGAAACUGAGACUCGAGGUCAGCGGUCUUCAGACCGAAUGCCAGCAGGGGAAAACGCUCAUCAAAAGUCUGACCCAGGUCAAGGGAGAGAAGGCCGUUCUAGAAGAAAAGGUGGCCCAGAUGGAGCGCGCCCACAGCAGACUCCAGAGUCAGCUGGAGCGCUACAAGGACAGUAACCAGACUCAGGGAAAAAUUAUGGAAAACAGACUCCAGGCUGAUCAGACGCAGAAGCAGGUCGACAGCCUUAACGUCGAGCUCAGCAGCCUGCAGUCUUCACAUGACAGUCUGAGGGAGGAGAUGACCUCUGAACGCCAGAAGACGGCUGAGCUCCAGGCGGAGCUGAGCGGCGCGGUUCAUCUGAAGCUUGAGGCUGAAGGGAAAAGAGAGAGAGUGGAGUUGGAGGUCCAGCGGCUCAAUAAGCAGCUUCAGUGGCAUCAAGAGCAGCUGACCUCUGCAAAGGAGGCACUUCGUCGCAGCCAGAAGGCCGAAAUGGACACAGCUAGCGCAGGAUCUGGGUCUGAUUCGGUAGAGAAAGUAAAGGUUGGAGGUUUGGAUCAGCUUUCAUCUUUGAAGAAGGAAAUAAACGACCUGGAGGAUAAGCUGGAGGAGGAGCGGCAGCUGGCCUCUCAGCACCAAAUGGCUCUUCAGGCUCAGAUUAGUGAAGCCCAGGCACAUAUUAAGUUGCAAGACUCGGUGCUGGGCCAGAAGGCGGAGGAGGCGAAACAGAUGAAGCAAGACGUGCAGAGAGCCCAGAGCCUGUUCACCUCAGCCGAGAAGGAGCUGCGCUACGAGAAGGAAAAAAGCCUGGAUCUGAAGAGACACAACACUCUGCUGGAGCAGGAAAAACUCAAGCUUGGCGCUGAACUGAAGCAGGCCCAGUCCAAGCUGGCACAGGUGGAGCAGAAACUCCAAACUCGAGACGCCGAGUGCGAACGCCUGCAGCAAAAAGUCCGAGAAUUAGAGCUGCAGCUGAUACGCAGCAGCACCAACUGCAGCGCCACCGCCGGCCUGCAGGAGGAGUUGCAGGCCGAGAGGGCGCGGCUCAUUGCUGCCGACAAGAAGGUGUUGGAGCUCCAGCAGCAGCUAAAGAACGCCCAGCACCAGCUACGUGUCGAGGAAGCUCGAGCCAGCGAGAGCAGCCGCCUGGAGAGGGACAGCAGGGAUCUGUUUGACUCUCUGUCGGCCCUCAGGGCCCAGCAACAGGAGGGCCACAUCACCAGAAAGCUUUUAGAGCAGCGGGAGGAGGAGCUGCAGCAGCAGGUACGCUCGCUUAGGCUGAAGGAAGCUUCCCUCAACAGGACAAACAUGGAGCUCAGCCACCGCGUCCAGCAGCUGGACACUCAGCUGUCCAUCCUGGACGCUGAGCUCAAGAAGACAAGAGAGGAGGUAAAAACAAGCCAGAAGUCAAACCACAAACUGCAGGAAGACCUGAUUACCAGUCAGCAGGAGUGUGAGAGGCUACAGGAGGAGCUGCAGCAGGUCCUCCUCCAACUAGAUGCACACAUCAGGAAGUACAACGAAAAGCAAAGCCAACACAAGACCAAACUGUGUCAGGCCAAGCAGAUUUUCAUGAAGGCAACGGCACAGAGAGACUCUACCAUCCAGAAACUGGAGAACGAUCUGGCGCUGGCCUCCAGUCUCUCCUACAAGGAGAAGGAGCGGAUCAACGUAGUGAUGCUAGAAAACGAGAAGCUGCUGGAGGAGAAGCGGGAGCUGCUGCGGAGGAUAAGUGAGGCAGAAGACAUGGGCAGCAAAGGCAUGAGGACGGCUUCCACUGUCCAGCACAGGGCUAAUGUCUUAGAGGUGGAAAACAAACAGCUGCAGGACAGAACCAUGAAGCUCUCCAAUCAAGUCAGGUCCCUGGAGCGUGCCCUGAGGAACGCCGAGUCAUUCUACAGUAUGGAGAAUGUCAAGAGAGCGCUCCCCUCUGAUGGUUUCACAGAAGGCGUCCUUCAUUCAUCAGCUCUGAGUCUGACCUCAGGUCCCUGUGAUCACGCCGACAUCCUGGACGCGAUCUGCCGUGCGACGGUGAGCAAGCACGUGGUGCUGGACGGCACGAGGACUUCCGUCUCUACGCAGCAGCCGUCUGAGCAGGGAUACCUGAACCUCACCUCCCCAAUGGUCACUCCAACUUCCACUAAGGGUAGAGAAGAGACCUCAGAUGGCAAAGACCAGGGGUGAGAGGCGAUGGGAGUUUAGUGAUGUCACUGCCACACAACGUAAUCUGCUUACAUAGGGUCGUAUUUGAAAAGCAGAUUCUUGUUUGCCUCAUAAGUACUGUGUUUGUCCCAGCAGCUUACUGAAAGUGAUUCUUUUUUUUUUUACAAAGCCUUUAUUAACCAAGAAUUUUUCAACAUACUCUGUUCUUAAAGACAACAGUGUCCAUUGGGAUAGAAGCCAGCCUGUUUAUUUGGAAUGCAAACACGUGCAAAUGGUUUUCUAAAAGUUUAUUAUGUUUCUUUGGUUUGUUUGCCUUUGCACACCAACGCUUAUGAGCAUCACUUAAAGUUUGAAAGACUGAUACUGUUUGUAAUAUGACAUUAUGAGAAGCACCACACACCACUGCCUUUAAUGGGAAAUACAUUUUUAUGAAAGUUAUUUUAAUGAUUCUAUUUGAAUUGAAGCACUUUAACAUGUUUUUAUACAGAUGUUUACAUUCAAGAUGUUUUAGCAAUGCUGUGCAAAUUUUGGGAUAUUAAUAACUUUUCCUGGUUCGAUUUUGCAGUGUUUUGAUGCCUAAUGAUGCCUAAAGUGUUGGCUACGUUUGUACUUAAAAGGAAAAAAAAUCUAAAUUGAGUGAAUUUUUACCAGUUUACAGUUCUGAAUGUUUCACCCAUCUUCUGUCUAAUAGGAGAUAAUCUGGUACUUUAAACAAAACCAAUUCUGUCCUUUUUUUUCUCUUGGCCUCAUUCAAGUUUCCUCUGGUUGUGUUUUCUUUUUCUUUCAUUGUUGUCCACAUAAAAAGUUUCCUCCUGCGGUUUUAAAGCUGCGUCGCGUGGCCACAUCUGCGAUUAUCAUCUCACUUGCUCAGCUGUCCGUUUGAAACUCUGAACUUGACAGUGACACAAUAGUUGAUUGUACUCCUAAAGUUCCUUUUUGUCAACGGGAUAGAUCUUUUAUAGCAGUAUUCUAGGUUGGAGUGCACAGAGGGAGCUGCGUCGGGUUUAAUGCCCUAUUCUGUCUACCCAAUAUGAUUUAAGUAUCAAAAGAGAGCGGUUCAUGGAGAAAUUUAGAUUUCUGUUGAACUAUCUCGGUGAUGUUGCUAGAAUACUCAAAGAUGACUCAUUUUCGCUUUUCUGGACGAAAACACUGAGAUUUAUGCUCCGUAUUUCCUGUUAUUCCAAAACAGCUCAUGAUGCUGUUAAUCUUACAAAGCUCCCAGAGCUUCUGGAGGAGAAACAGGCCCACAGCAUAACAGAUCCUCUAUCAAACCUAAUGGGUAGCAUCUGGUGCUUUUCCACACAUUCAUCCAGGUUAGCUUGAAAACAGCAUCUUUAAAAUAAGCCUACUUAUUUUGGUUGCUAUGGAUAUUCUAAGAUGCCACUUUUUGCUUGAGUGAUCUUUAGAGAUUUGUUUGUGUUUUUUUUUUGUAUCUUGCUCAGCAUCCUCCUCAUUAUGCGAGUGUAAAUCUCGGUCUUUGUGAAACCCAUAGGAUUCGGUGGCAUGCUAUGUUAAUGCAGUUUUUUUUCUUUAUAAUGCUCUUAAUUUAAAUGUGUAUUUUUCUGCAUUUGUUAAUUAUGCUACUGCAAUAAUGGCUUUAUUUUAUUUUAUUUUUCUCACAUCUUCCAGAGGUACCAAUAGAUGUGGCUGACACAAACAAAUGCCUUCAAAUAUUAGCUGCACUUUAGACCCAAAUAUUAGCUACCAUAGGUUUUAAUAAUCAUGAAUGCAUCACGUUUGUAUAUAUUUUCAAAUUGUAAGCCACUAUUUUUGUAUUAGCUACAUUUUUACACAAAAUAAUCUGUUACUAUUUCCACUGUGCCUGAAACGUUGGUGUUUCUAACUUUGCUUUUUUUUUUGAAAGAAUUGUGGAAAUUGGUUCAAGUUUCGUCGCAUUUGUAUGAGAGCAUUUUUUGUUUUCAAAUUUUAAAUUAUUUUUCUAAAAUAAAGAUUUAAUGAACAAAAAUGUCCGCGUGCUCCGUUUUCAAAGUUCAACUUAAGAAACGGACUAAUUUAUAACAGUCUGUUUAUUAAACAAGGUAAAGAUACAAAGCUUUUUUUUUUUUCUAUUUUCCUUUUUUUUUUUUUAAACAUUGAUAACCUUAGUUAAACUCCUCAGUCUUGGGUGUGCAUAUUUAGUCGUCUAGAAACCGUAUAUGAAACCACAAUGCAAGACAGGAAAAAAAGUGUAAUAAAUCUACUGAGUAUCUUUUUUCAUAGAGAACAUGGGUUAAACAGUUAUACAGAUUACAGCUCAAGAACUCCAUGCGGAAUAAAACAAAAAGAACAAAACAAGAAUAAAAUGCUUACAUGACUGAAUACUGUCGAACACAAUACAGAGUAAUGUAUCUGGGAUGAUAAACAGUUAAGGCUUACAUGUAUAGAACUGAUAUAAAAGAUGAAUAUUAAUAACAUACAGGUAGACUAAAAUAAUUACAGUAAAUUCAUAUUGAACUUUUACAAAUUCCAAACAGAACAUAUCGAUGGAAACCAAAAAGUAGGUACUAUAUGAGUAACAUGUUUUACAGUACAGGAACAUGUACAUUUUUCCAUUAUCUCAAAAAAAUAAAAAGAUUGAGAGAGUUAGAGAGAGUACGUUGAAGAGGCAGGGUCUGUUGUUGGCGUAAAUGUCCGUUUUUCAGGCCAGUGGCUUGAGUAAUAGGUUCUUAUUCUUUUUGAAAACAUACUAUAUACUGUAUAUGUAUUUUACAUUAUUCUCAGUUCCUUCUCCGAGCUAACGACGAGCCGCAGCACCGUUUUUUUCUGAAGCGCCCUGAAGAAUACAGGGAACGCUACGAGUACCGUUCGGAGGUUACAGUAAAAAUACAACAAACAAUACUGUGUACAGUAAAAAUAAUACUAGAGAAAGAGAGCGAGGAGGAAAAAGCUGAGGAUUUACCUCGGCACACACUCGUAAUCCUACCGAGUAGGACGUAUUACUGCAGUUUCUUCAAGAUGAGUAAAGCUUAUUUUAAAGAGAACUAAAAAAAAAAAAAAAGGGGCGGGGGUCGACUAGGUGAGAGUAGCUGUACAUUAACUUCACAUUUUGGUCCAGUGGUUGGAUUUAAAAUUACCCACUUCAAAAAAGAAAAAAAACAAAACUAUUUCAGCUGGAAUUUGAGCUGAUUUAAAAAAAAA